AUGCAGAUAGGGUGUCCACGUCACCAUUGCCUUGCAAUCGAGCUACCGAGAAUCAGCACUUUCCAUCCCUAUGUCGAUUUCUUAUAUGUGCAGGUGAACAUGCUGAACAUGCUGAACAUGCCGUAA
This is a messenger RNA of Penicillium digitatum Pd1, 126 nucleotides long. NCBI's taxonomy places the organism in Eukaryota, Fungi, Ascomycota, Eurotiomycetes, Eurotiales, Aspergillaceae. The record is from RefSeq and is a predicted model, not a curated record.